Messenger RNA from Cuscuta europaea, 905 nucleotides. The record is from the annotation of a GenBank genome assembly. NCBI's taxonomy places the organism in Eukaryota, Viridiplantae, Streptophyta, Magnoliopsida, Solanales, Convolvulaceae.
AGUGCCGACGCUGCCGCCGCUGCGAAGAGAAAGGCUGCGAGCAAGGCUCCCGAGGGCAAAAGGCCAAAAACGGGAGAUGCCGGGAAGAAGGAUCCUCCCGUGGUCAUCGUAGAUGAGUGCCCCGCCUCCGGGAUGCCCGUGGAGAUGCCGGUGGCGGAAGUGCCGAGGGGUGUCCGGGAGCCAUCCUCCGAGGUUCUGAUGGUUUCUCUCCCGGUAGGAACAGCCGUGAUGAACUGCACGGUGGACCCGAGGGUACUUCUGAGGGGCAUGACCCCCGAGUUUGGCAGAGCCGCCCUCGGGGCUGAUGAUGACCUGGCCCUCGAGGACAAGAUCCUCCGAUCUUCCCUCACAACUUGCAUUGCCCUCGGUGAACAGGCCCGGAGGCUGGAGGAGUGGCGCAUGCACAAGGCUGAGCAGGACGCGAAGAUGCGGGAGCUCAUCUACUAGAACUCUGAUGCCAUCAGGCAGAUGGCUGCAUUGGAGGAGAGCCUUCGGCAGAUGACGCUGCGGGCGGAGGCCGCAGACCGGGGCAAGGCCGAUGUUGAAAGGUCUGCAGCUGAAGCCCUCGAGAGAGCCGCCAAGGAGGCCGAGGCCGCCAAGGCGGAUGCCGUCGCGAAGGCCCGAGAGGACGUCGUCUCCGGAUUUUUGGCAGGGGGGUGGAGGGCAGAGGAGCACAAACAGUGGUUGUCCUCGGUCGUGGAGUCCUCGGUCGAUGAAUGGUGCGACGGGCCCGGUGUGGAGUGGGUUUCCCGAAAGGGCAAACAAUACUACGAUGGGGGUGAGUUUUUUACUCAAACCCUCAUCUACCGGAGGAUGGCCCGUCAUUUGAAGAUCGACCAGAAAGACUUUGACCCGGCGGCAUACGGACUUCCCCCCCUGCAGCCAGAUGUCCGUGUUCCUCUCCC